Molecule: messenger RNA, 8264 nt
Organism: Folsomia candida
Lineage: Eukaryota; Metazoa; Arthropoda; Collembola; Entomobryomorpha; Isotomidae
Exons: 3
Coding region: 388-3354 (988 amino acids)
Source: RefSeq, a predicted model, not a curated record
UAUCAUUGAAUUUUCCAAAAAUUGUUACUGAAUACGCAAAUUUCCUCGGGGAAGCAACUCAAAAGCAACGUAUCGAGCGGUGUGACUUAUCGGAGGGCGUGACUUAUCGGAGGGCGUGACUUAUCGGAGGGCGUGACUUAUCGGAGGGCGUGACUUAUCGGAGGGCGUGACUUAUCGGAGGGCGUGACUUAUCGGAGGGCGUGACUUAUCGAGCGGUGUGACUUAUCGGGGGGCGUGACUUAUUGAGCGGUGUUACUUAUCGAGCGGUGUAACUUAUCGAGCGGUGUGCCUUAUCAAGCGGCGUGACUUAUCGGGGGGCGUGACUUAUCAGGGGGCGUGACUUAUCAAAAGGUACGUGAAUUAGCGCGCAUAACCACUGGCAGCAUAAUGCCUCGCAAACUUAGUGAAAAAGAAAGGAUUAAGAAAAAAAGGGAGAAUGAAGAGUUCCGUCGAGCAGAAGUCGAAAGAAAUGCUGAAGCCAAGAAAUUGCGUAGGAUGGAUGCAAACAUUCGACACCAAGAGCAAGAACGAGACACAGCAGCACACGCAGAGCGUCGCAAAGUCGACAUGUACCGUGAAGACGAAAACAAGCGGAAUCGGAUGGAGCAUGUUACCCGCAGAGGAAACGAGGAUUUUCGCGAGGCGGAAAAUGAGCGGAAUCGGAUGGAACAUACUACCCGCAGAGAAAACGAGGACUAUCGCAAGGCGGAAAAUGAGCGGAAUCGGAUGGAACAUGCUACCCGCCGAGAAGACAAGUCUUAUCGUGAAGACGAAAAAGAACUAGACAGGAUGAGGCAUGCUACCCGCCGAGGAAACGAGGAUUAUCGAGACGCGGAAAAUGAACGGAAUCGGAUAGAACAUACUACCCGCAGAGAAGACGAGGACUAUCGCGAAGCGGAAAAUGAGCGGAAUCGGAUGGAACAUGCCAGGCGCCGAGAAGACGAAACUUACAAACAGGCCGAACAACAGCAGAACACAAUUAAAAAAGCAAUUUCACGUCAUGCGGCUCAGACUAAUUUUGAUGCAUUAUGUAAAUCUUUCCAUUGUGAGAUACUUGAUCAACCGAGAUGGAUAUGUGGUUCGUGUGGAGGGUUAUGGUAUCGAUCAUCUAUGCAUCCAACAACAGUAGAAGUCGUGCGGAAACUUAAUCCUAAUCUUAAUCCUAAUCUUAAUCCUAAUCUUAAUCCUUUUGCCCAUCUAAAAGUCGAUGGGAAGUACUUCUUAUGCGGCACAUGUCACGAUUCGUUGAAGAGUGGUGACGUGCCCCGGUUGUGUAUGUCAAACGGGUUGUAUUUUCCUCCAAUUCCACAUCAAUUACAGAAUAUGACAAGUUUAGAGGAACGUUUAGUGGCAUUAAGAUUACCGUUUGCUCAGAUUAGAUCCUUAGGGACCGACCGUCAGUACGGAAUCCGAGGGGGAGUAGUAAACGUUCCAAACGACAUGGACAUAGUCGCCAAAGUUAUUCCCCGCAGUUUCGAUGAGACUAGUACAGUGCAGGUUCAAUUGAAGCGCCGCAUGUCUUAUAAGCAUCCAUAUAUGUUCCAAACAAUUCGACCACAUAAAGUUUUUCAUGCCGCUAAUUAUUUAGUACGUACAGAAUUGUAUAAAAAGGAAAAGGUGUUUCUUUCGUCAGACUGGGCUAAUAGUGUUUCAACAGACACAGUAGAAUAUAUAGUAAAUCCAAGCGAUGCAAGUGAUACAGACAUAGAAAACAUUCAAGAUCUCUCUAUCAGUGACAAAGCCGAAACUGAAGAUAAUGAUGCACCGUUAACGGAAACUCUUAUGCAAGAAGAUCAACUAAUCAUGGCAGUGGCACCUGGUGAAGGAAUGCGCCCGUUGUCUUUACUAAUGGAUCUCGACGCCAAGGAGUUAUCUUUCCCAUCCAUUUACUGCGGCAUCAAACGAAAAUUGAAUCCAGAAGCUAAUUUGUCAUACACUGAUAUUGCAAAGUCAGAACUUCGCCGAUUUGACCCACGUUGCAGAAGAGCGGACAAAAUCCUAUAUAGCUACCGACUGGUCCAAACUCACAGGAUUGCUAGUAACAUCAACAUCUGUCUUCGAAAAAAGAAAAAACGUGGGAUCGUGACUGUUGGCAAUCUACUUAACAAGGAAUGUGUCCAGAGCAUAAUUCAACACGAUGAUGGGUAUCGACUUUUGCCAAACAUUGUGAACUCUCCUUCAUAUUUAGAAGAAAAGAAAAAGGAUGUGAUGGCUCUGAUUCGUCAAUUAGGACUCCCAACAUUUUUUAUUACAACAUCAGCUGCAGAGACGAAAUGGCCAGAGUUGAUUUCAAUGCUUCACACUAAAAAGUAUGGGACUGAGCUAACAGAUAAAGAAGUUUCCAAUCUCACAUUCGAUGCUAAAGCAGAUCUCAUAAGACAUGACCCUAUAGGGUGUGUCAUGGCUUACGACAGGCGAGAGAAGGCAAUGGAUAAAUUCUUGAUCAAGCCCGUGGGUGGAAUAUUUCAUCCUUAUGUACACCAGGACUUCUUUAAAAGGAAAGAGGUUCAACAACGCGGGUCAAUACACACACACAGAAUGGAUUGGAUUAAGGAUGCUCCGAAGUUUGACAGAGAAAAUUCCCUAACUCACCAAGCUUGCUGUGCAUUCAUAGAUGAAUUCAUUACCUGUAGAAAAGAUGAAGCCGAUGACAUAAAGGAGGUCCUGGCAUAUCAAAUUCAUAAUCAUUCCCAUACUUGCGAAGACAAAAGGCGAGGAUGCAGAUUCGGUUUUCCAAUUCCACCCAUGAGGACGACUAGAAUAUUACUUCCACUACCUCCGGAUCAAGUGAAGUUAUAUAAACAACAAUUUGUCACUAUUAAAGAAAAGCUUGCCACAUUUGGGCGACAUGAAGAAGAAAUUAACUUUGAUACUUUUCUUCAAGAGAUGGAUCGGACUGAAGAAAAUUACAUUCUUUCAGUUCGUUCCAACCUAAGAAUUCCCAAAGUAUUUCUUCGGCGAGGAACCCAUGAAAUUUAUAUAAAUGCAUACAAUAGGAAGCUUCUUCUAUGUUGGCGCGUAAAUAUCGACAUUCAAUAUGUGUUGGACCCGUACGCGUGCGCGACUUACGUUGUCAAUUAUAUAAGCAAGUCAGAUCGAGGCGUGUCGAAACUUUUACGACAAGUUAGCAAAGAAAUCAGGGAUGGUAAUUUUAGUUUGAAAGAACGCUUAAGUUCAUUUGCCAAUGCUUUUGCAAAAUCCUCAGAGGUAUCCGCUCAAGAGGCCGCUUGCUGUUUAUUAAAAAUACCAAUGACACAAAGUUCACGUGAUGUCACAUUCAUCAAUACAAAUCGACCGGACGACAGGGGUAAUUUUCGUCAAGCCUGCAGACGAAAUGGAGAAAAUGGAUCCUGAUUCAUGCGAUAUAGCACUCAAAGGAAUUUUAGAGCGUUAUGUUGUGCGGCCGAGGGAAUUAGAUGACCUUUGCUUAGCUGAUUAUGUCGCAAACUAUAACUUCACGAAACUAUCAUGCCCUCGGCGGAAGCAAACUAAUCUACCGACAACUGCAUUAAGCUUGACUGAUAAUAGUGGGUGCAUAACUAGGAGAGUAACUUCUAGAAUUAUUCGAUAUCGCAGAUUCGGCCUCUAUCAAGAUCCUGAAAAUUUUUAUAGGGAACAAAUUAUGCUGUAUGUACCAUGGCGGGAUGAAAGCAAAGAUCUUCUUGAUAUUGAUCAUCUUUCUGUGUAUCAAAACAGCUUGGAUCUAAUUACACAAAAGCGGCAAAUAUAUGAUCCAAGUUUUCUUGAGAAUGAACUAGAGGUAGGACUGAGUAUGGCAGAGGAAGACGAGGAAACUUUUGACAAUGAUUUGCUUGAUCAUAAUCCAAUCGAAUUCAUUGCAGAAGAUCAAGAUUUUGCGAUUGAGUUAGGGAAUUCUACUUCUUCUAAAUUUAUGUCUAUUCGUCCUCCAAAGUUGAUACCAACAGACGAUUACCUCCAGCUAUUGAAAACUUUGAACGAAGGUCAACGGAAGUAUUUACUGAACCUUUUGCAUAAUAUGAAAGGAAGAUCCGGACAAAACUUCCACGUAAUUCAUGGGCAGGCCGGUGUAGGAAAGAGUAGACUAAUUACUGCAAUAGUUCAGUGCAUAUUAAGGAUGUCAGACAAGGAACCUGGAUUAAGUGGUGAAGCAAUUCCUGUGCUAGUAGCAGCAGCAACUGGUAAAGCUGCAUUUAACGUUAGCGGUAUGGCAUUGCACUCUGCAUUUAGACUCCCACCAAAUCAAUACGGAGGAAAAAUGACUCCACUCGAUCAUGGUUCGUGUAAUACGUUGAGAUGUAAGUUUGAGGCUUUGAAAGUUUUGAUAAUUGAUGAGAUUUCCUUAGUUAGCUUGAAAAUGUUCACACAAAUUGAUCAAAGAUUACGGCAAAUCUUAGGCGUCGACGAAUUGUUCGGAGGGGUUAGUGCGUUGGUCGUAGGUGACUUUUACCAGCUGAGUCCAGUCUUUGGACAAUUUGUUUUCGAGGAUAGUAAGGAAAUUUUAGGUCCGAUCAUUGGAAAUCCACUCUGGGAGAGAUUUAGAUUAUUUGAACUUAAGGAAAUCAUGAGGCAAAAAGAUGACGCCAAGUUUGCAACUGCAUUAAACAGGCUGUCCAUAGGAAUGCUUGAAGAGGAAGAUAUCCAAAUGUUCAAGAGUCGAGAAAUCGGAAAAAAAUUAACUGUUCCAGAUGAUGCAACAUGGUUGUUUUACAGCAACGCUGAUUGCGAUAAAUUUAAUCGCGAAGCGAUAAAUCGAGCAAAGGGUCCAUUAUACAAUUCAUAUGCAAUAGAUAGAGUUCAGGGUGGAAAGGUCAUGGCGUCCCAACAAGCAAUGCUAGAGUCGGCCGAAUAUUUAAGUUUGCAGCAAACCGGAGGAACCACGUUGCAUUAAGAGUCGGCCUUCGUUAUAUGAUCACAACAAAUAUUGACGUAUCUGACGGAUUGUUUAAUGGUGCUACAGGAAAACUAAUGAGAGUAAUUGAGAAGCCAUUAACUAACGGAGAGAAGGCUGUAAAAAUUGUAUUUAUGGAAUUCUCUGAGAAAUUGGUAGGACAACUGGCAAGGGCAAAUAACCUGGCAUUACUCAAACAAUUAGAAAUUCCUCUGCAUUGGACCCCGAUCUUUUCGGAGACCAAGGCAUUAAAUAGUUUUGGGCACUAUCAAGGAAUGCAAAUUGUUCGCCGUCAAAUUCCCCUGGUUGCUGCUAAUGCCAUUUCAAUCCAUAAAUCACAAAGUCUGUCAAUCCCAAAUACGGUUGCUAAUAUUCCAACUCGAGGAUUGAGAAGGGAUGCGAUAUAUGUAGCUAUGAGUCGGGCACCUUCUUUAUCAGGAUUAUUCAUUAGCGGGACUUUUAAUGCACCACGUGCAAUCGACACUUUAAGACAUCCCGUGGCAUUGGAGCUCACUAGAUUGCGAAAAUUGCCAUUUCCAUAUUCUCUGAGAUAUUUACCAGACCAAGAAGAUCCUAAUAGAAUUGUAUUCCAUAACAUUCAGUCGUUCCGAGCACACUAUGAGGAUAUUCUUGCUGACAGAAAUUAUAUGGCAUCUGAUAUUCUGUGCUUUUGUGAAACUCGAACAUUGGUUUCAGAUAUGGUUGAACUGCCAGGAUUUUCUAUUUUGCAUCGAGUAGACUCGCCGACAAUCCAGUCAUCUAUUGGAACACUGGUGUUUAGAUGUGACUCGUACUCUCCAAGUAUAUCAGAUUUUCAAUACUCAAAUGGAAAUUUAAGUGCCACAAAACAUUUGCAAAUAGUUCAAUGGAAACAGAACGAUGUUAGAAUUUGUAUGUUAUACCGUAGUCCUCAGUAUAGUACGCUAACUUUUCUACAUGACAUUAGAAAUCUUCUGAACAGCACAAAAGGUACUCCAGUGAUUGUUUUCGGUGACUUCAACCUGAAUUUCCUAGCCAAGGAUGGAUGUCAAAUGAGACAGGUUUUCUCUUCAAUGGGUUUCCGAUUAGUAACUCCUCUUGAAAUUAGUACAGACGGAAAUACAUCGAUCGAUGCAUGUUUUUCUAAUAUUUAUGGCGUUUCAGCUUGGUUCUACGAAAGCUAUUUUAGCUAUCAUAAACCAAUUUGUGUGACUUGGUCAAACGACAUAGAUAUAUUGCCAUCACAUUCUGAAUCACAAAAUUGUACCUCAGAAACUGAACAAAUAUAGGUAGGUAUAAGUGAAACUGGACCAUUUGACGAAACCGUGGAAAUGGAUAUAGACGAAAAUUUGUCCACAGACGAUGUAAUUUGCGAACCAACCCCUUCAAUUCAUCUCGGCAUUCCAAAUUUAGGAAAUACAUGUUAUAUUAAUACAAUUCUUCACUUAUUAUACGAAUCUCAUUCCAUUCAAGAAUUUCUGAAAGUUAAUGAAGAUCAGCUAUCUCGUUGUCUGAUAGGAUUCUUCCAGGCAUUAGUUAGUCCAGUUCCACUGAGUUACCUCAGAACUACCAGGCUGCAGUUAGUUGAAUGCAUGCCAUCAUACCCCAUUGGAAUGCAAGAUGAUCCUCAUCUAUUUGUUCUUGACCUCCUGCAGAACUUAAGCAACUCUGGGUUAUCCCUAGAGGAAUAUGUUUCCACGAUUGAAACUGAGGUUAUGUGCACUUGUGGGAGUAAACGCACGAGAAAUGAAGCCUGUACUACUCUAUCGAUCGGUAGGUCAACGCAAAACUUACAAGAGUGCGUGAAUAAUCAUUUCACCGGUCAGCAAGAAUAUCUCUGUGAGAUGUGUAAAUUGUCAGGGUUAGUUAAUUUCAAAUCUAAUAUAGUAUUGGCGUCAAGAACUCUAUUCGUUAAUCUGAAAAUUUUUACAAAUCAAGGGGCAAAAAUUAUGGAGAAGUCAUUUGCACCAGAUGUGCUUACAUUGCCUGGCUCAGAUAAUGUGUACGGUUUGACAUUUAUAGUUAGUCACUUGGGCAAUUCCUUAAAUUCAGGGCAUUAUAUUGUGAAUUAUAGAAUUGUGAAUUAUUAUACUAUAUUAUAUCGACCUAAUCAUUAAUACGUGAUGUAGGUACUGCAUUAAAUACGAAUGUAUUUAUAUGUUAGUAUAUGCAUAUUCAUGUCCCUGAAUUAAUGCGGAAUUAUGAGUUGGCUUGCAAAAACAAUGUAUCUACCACGUAUGAAAAUCUUUUGUUAUUAAGGAGUUUUCCGGAAUUCUUAAAUAAUUCAAACCCACAAAAUUAUUAGUGUCAGCAUCAAACUCAAUUUCAGGCUAUAUUUACAUUGUGACAUUUCAUGUCAGCCUUCAUAAGUCCGUAAACACAUAAUUAGAUGUGCUAUUUAUAUUAAAACUACUUAACAUGUUACGUAGGCCUCGAAGGCUCAUCACCAAAAUCAUCAAAAUCAACACAUUUAUCCCCUCUGGAAAUUUAUGUACUUUAAAAUUCUGGACUACAAGUUUGUAGGGCAGGUCGCUGCCAAUUACAAAAAAAACAUGCACUCCAGAUUUUGACACUUUUUGAAGGAGGGGAUCUCUAGCCUUCAGAAAAACUGGAACUUAUUGAAACUGACUGAAAAAACUCGGUGUCAUUCAAUUAAACUCGACUCGACUUUAAUUUCAAAAUAAAUUCCCAGAGCAGAGAAAUGAUUAAAAAUGUGCUGAUUUUGGCGAUUUUUGGAACGAGUCAUAUUAAUCCAGAAGACUGAUACAGGCAACUAUGUGAAAUAUGCAUGCAAAUGUCAACAUGGAGGUCAGGUGGUCAUGAAAACUAAUACUUCCGUAUUUGAUCAACUGCCCAAGAUCUGAGAGAAGGUUAUUCCGACAACAAACGCAAACAAGGUAAAUUCAAUCUGCAAGCUAUUCAACUUCCCUUUUAAAAUAACCUUACUAUAAAAGUGCUGUGAUUUGACUAGAAAAUCAUCAGAUACGAAACACCCAUUCCUCUGAAUCACACGCAAACAGUACUCUAGUUUUAUCUCAGCUUAAAAACCUUAAGUACUCUUGCUAAUUAAAUCCAUUAUCUACAUCUUUGCAAUGAACAACUUCAUCAAGCUCUUGGCCGCCAUGGCACUUCUUUUCGCUACCGUUUACGCCACAAGUUUGCACCAGGAUGGACACGACAUGAGUGAUUCGUCCCCAGGAUCAAACGCAAACGCAAAAUGGCUUCCCCCAGGAAUCUGGAUCCCACUGCCUAACUUGGCCCCCACAGGAAACACGACUGGUUAAAUAUAUAUUUUCGUUCCAAUAUGGUCGACUUGGCAUUACAUAUUUACGUAGUAAUUUAUGCAAAAUAAUAACAUAAACAAUAUAUCAGCCCAAGUAAAUAAAUAAUUUAUUGUUGAAAUGAGCUUCUUAUA